AUGUGGGUCAGGGCCCUUCCCUGUACUGCAGGGUGUUACGCCAAGGUGACCCCCAUUUGUACUGGUACAGACGUAGUCUGA
Messenger RNA from Staurois parvus, 81 nucleotides. NCBI's taxonomy places the organism in Eukaryota, Metazoa, Chordata, Amphibia, Anura, Ranidae. The record is from the annotation of a GenBank genome assembly.